AUGUCAAUCCACGGAAUCGCCAACGUCUGCUCGCAACUCGUCAACUGCUCGAUGGCGCGCGGAGCACUUGUCUCGAUCCCGUACACGAAGCUGCAUCUCGCAAUCAUGCUCGGCCUGUACCGCCACGGCGUUGUGAGCGCCGUGAACCUGGGCGGCCAGUACGGCCCGCAUUUGACGCCGCAGGCGAUCGAGACGGAGCCGGUGUCGUCGCGGAGGCUGUGGAUCACGCUCAAGUAUAAGGACGGGACGCCGGUGUUGAAGAACGCGGGACUGGUGAUGGCGUCGAAGGAUUUUUUCGAGAUGAAGAGGUUUGAGCUGGUGGCGCUGCUGCAUGGGGCGACGGUGAAGCGGAUGAGGCCGAUUGCGCCGGGCGAGUUGCUUUUUAUCAAGACCGACAAGGGAAUUUUGGAAGGGAGAGAGGCGGCGGCCAUUGGUAGAGGAGGUCAGGCUCUGUGCAGAUUCAGCACAUGA
This is a messenger RNA of Myxozyma melibiosi, 471 nucleotides long. RefSeq names its product mitochondrial 37S ribosomal protein MRPS8. Gene Ontology annotation, molecular function: structural constituent of ribosome. The record is from RefSeq and is a predicted model, not a curated record. The transcript has a single exon. Gene Ontology annotation, biological process: translation. Lineage: Eukaryota; Fungi; Ascomycota; Lipomycetes; Lipomycetales; Lipomycetaceae. Bases 1 to 471 code for a protein of 156 amino acids. Gene Ontology annotation, cellular component: ribosome.